Zymoseptoria tritici IPO323 is the source of this 402-nucleotide messenger RNA. RefSeq lists its product as uncharacterized. The transcript is spliced from 2 exons. The coding region runs from base 1 to 402 and encodes 133 amino acids. Lineage: Eukaryota; Fungi; Ascomycota; Dothideomycetes; Mycosphaerellales; Mycosphaerellaceae. The record is from RefSeq and is a predicted model, not a curated record.
AUGCAACUCCCGCAUGCCGACAGUCCACCAGCAGACUCGUCCAGACCGCACUUGUAUUCUCCGCCCUCCACGCAAGGUCUGUUCCUAUUCCUCCCCACGGACAUGCUCCUCAUCGUUGUGACCCUCCCAUCUCCGUCUUCUCCGCCAGCUCCUAUAGCUCCCGACGACGACGUCGCGCGAUCGACCGGGACUGGAUACAUCACCCAUCACCACGUUGCCGACAUGGAUGUGAUGAGCAUGAAAAUUGAGGAAUGUCGGCAAGGAGAUGAAGUAGAGGUGGACGAGGUCAGAUGGGGUCAGAUUCAGGUCAGCAUCCUCAUCCUCGACCGAGCUUGCAUUAUUCUCAACUUGCGAAUCUGCCUCCUCCUCGAAAUCCUCUUCCACUUGCUGCUCGCUCCCUAA